This is a messenger RNA of Yamadazyma tenuis ATCC 10573, 2727 nucleotides long. RefSeq lists its product as uncharacterized. Gene Ontology annotation, cellular component: actin cortical patch. Gene Ontology annotation, molecular function: Arp2/3 complex binding. Lineage: Eukaryota; Fungi; Ascomycota; Pichiomycetes; Serinales; Debaryomycetaceae. Gene Ontology annotation, biological process: actin cortical patch localization; endocytosis; actin cortical patch assembly. The record is from RefSeq and is a predicted model, not a curated record.
GCACGAGAUAAGACUCUCACGAGCAAAUGUUGAAUGCCACCUUUAAUAUGUCCGAGUUCGAGGUGCCUCCGCCACGACUGCCGGUACCUCUCACAACGUUCCCGGAUGUGGCUCCUGACUCCGUUGUGUUGCUGCAAGAUCAAUUGCAUUUGUGUUUGAUCAACAGUGACCCGUCCGAGUGCAACCAAAACCUUUCUACCUAUAUCAAAUGUGUGGCCGAAAAAAUGGCCUUUACUGCUGAAGGCACAAACUACCAUCAACUAUCAGUCUAUGCAAUGAAGCUCAUCACCCUGAACUUGUUUAUCCGCAACUACAAAUUGUGUAUAGGCAAAUUACUAGCAUUACUAACGGUGUUCACAAAUGUCAAGAACUUUGAGGUACAAACUGGUGCAGUACAGACCUGCGACGAUGACGACCGAAUGAAAGAGUUUGUGUGCAUUGUGUUCUUUCUCCUUUUGAAGUUUAAGAAUUCCGAAGACGAAGAACCAGAUAUGAAGGAGUUCAACGAUGUUGUGGAUGCGGUGGAGCUAUUUGACACCCUCCGUGACUGUUCAUUGAUAGCUGUUGUUGCCAACUUCAUAACUUGUCAUAUCCAGAACACAAAAACCUCCUUUGUGUUGCUCAAAGUGUGCUGCGACUCAAUCUUCGAGUAUCUCUUCCACGUGGAAUUGCUCUGCGACCAAGAAUUCGAUGAUUUGGUGGCUCGUUCGAGUCUCAUUGCUACAAUAAUUGACGACUUGCUCAACAAUAAGUCAUUCCACAAUUAUGAUAUAAAUGACUUGGAAUGGGAAGACGAAGACAAACUAAUUGCGUACGAGGAGUUCAAGCUUCUUUUGCUCAUCAAUGAGCAAUACUUGAUGAAAUCAUAUUCAAGCCCAGGAAUCAGAAACAAAGUGUUCGAUGGGUUAAUGAGCGAGAGUUUGGAAGAAGGAAGUGAGUCAGUGAACUCAAAGAUAUCUGGGUUCUUGAAUGUUUUGGUCUACCAUAUAAACCGUGAAGAAUCCCAAAUCAUCAAGAUUCUUAUUCUCAAGUUCUUGUACCUUGUGUUCACGUCUUCGUACACAUCGAAAUUGUACUACUUGAAUGACCUCAAGAUCUUGAUGGACAUUUUCAUCAGAGAAUUGGAAGAUAUUGAGUACAUGGAAGAAGAAAAUGCUGAAAACCGGAUCUUAGUGCUCACGUACUUGAAGGUUAUGUAUCCCAUGACGAGGUUUUCUCAAAUGGCAGACCUUGUUGAUGGAUACCGGAGACUGGAUAUCGUCGCCAUGCUCCUGAAUAUUGUGCUGAACAUAUCUGCUUCUCUGGAAGAAGAUCAGAUAUCUCAGCUGCUCAAACAAAUAUCCGAUUUGGCAUCUAAAUGCAUGUCGGUUCCUUGGUUGAAGAAGAAGAAUAGAAACAUUAUCCCUAACUCUCAAGCAAACUCGUCGUCAUCGUCUUUGAACUCUUCCAGUUCCUUAUCAAGACCAAUACUUCACAAGACCAGUUCUUCAACCGAAUCAAUUGCGAACUCGUUCACCAGAGUAGCUUCGGUAAGGACGUACACGAGAAAUGAUUACCAUUUGCAUACCACAAAACAUAACAUAGAUCAGAAUGAUUGGAGUGGAAACCUUGCCCAGGAGAACAAUCAUAAUAUGUUUCUUCAAGGCUUUAAUUCUCUUGGCCUUAGCCAGGCACCAUCUGAAGUUGGCCAGGAACCACAAAAACGACAAUCUAAUAUCCUUGACCUUCCCAAUGAAUACUUGUCUGCUAUUCCAGAUGUUAAUGACAAGCACUCAAGAUUACUCCAAAAGGCAAUGAGAAAAAGAGCUCCGCCUCCACCACAAUCUCCACGCUUUUGUGCAUCACCUAUUCCCUCGGCCCUAUCUUCACCUUCCCUUGCUACACGAAGUGGACCACCACCACCACCACCACCUAGGAGGAGACACUGAAUGUUGAGCAUUCUACAAGCUUACAGACUAAUAACAUUUAAUACGUUUCAUUAAUAUGUAAUUUACAUGGUGAUGUCGUCCUUGAACGUUAACACAUCAUCGAACCUUAAUCCGUUGAUCUCUGUUUUAGUGUAAACAUCCAAUUCUUUGGAGGAAAAAAUCUUUUCAUCUUCUUCGUGUGUAUCAUUUGUGGCUACUAAAAUAAGCCCUCUGGAUCUGAUCAAUGGCAUUAACUUGGGAACAAGUCGUAAAAGAUGAAUUGACGUUAUCAACCCAAUAAGGUUAUUGUUCACAGCAAAGUUGACAGCAUGUUUGAUGGACUUGGAAGUUUGUUCUUGAUCGUUCUCAAUCAAUUUAUCAGGAUCAGCAUUCUUGACGUGAAUUUCUGCAUCAUCAUCCUUUUCAUCAAAACUCGAGUAUUCACUACUGUCGUCACCCGAAUCUGGAAGUAAGAAGCCAUUGGUAGAUUUAACUUCAAAAGUUUUCAACGUAUCGUUAAACGAGAUACUAUUCAUGGCCAAAAACACGGGGAAAUUAGGUUGCUUCCAGUUCAAAAUCUUACAGAUCAAGGAGUUGGAUGAAAUGAAGAUGACAGAUCUGCUGGGUUUAUUAUUAGCUCUCAAGGACCUCAAAUGAUUGAAGAUAUCAUUCAAGGUGUAAUCAAUGAAACUGUUCAAGGUCAGUGAUACAUUGGCUGCAAAUGGCAAAUUUCUAAUUUCGUACUCGGACGGAAAUAUGAUUUCGAUGUUCAAGUUGAUCUCGACAUCAAUAAUUUGCAACACUAACUCCAAUGGUAAAU